UCAACAGAGCUCUCAAUCCCAUCAAUACAAAGUUCUGAGGUGAUCCACAAAUCCAACCACCAAAGAGUCAAUUUGGGCUGUUGGCAGAUGGGUAUCGGUAUCGUUUGUUAACCAGCAGGAUGGAGACCACACCUUUAAAUUCUCAGAAGGAGCCAUCAGUGUGUAAGGAUGGAGAAGAUUGCCAAGAAAAUGGAGUUCUACAGAAAGGUGUCCCUGCCCCAGGGAAUAAAGCAGAGGCUGGCCAAAUAUCCAAUGGGUACUCAGCAGUUCCAAACCCUGGUGCUGGAGAUGAAACUCGGCACUCCAUCCCAGCUGCCACCACUACCCUAGUGACUGAGCUUCAUCAAGGGGAACGGGAGACCUGGGGCAAGAAGAUGGAUUUCCUCCUCUCGGUCAUUGGCUACGCUGUGGACCUGGGCAACGUCUGGCGCUUUCCCUACAUCUGUUACCAGAAUGGAGGGGGGGCGUUCCUCCUUCCUUACACCAUCAUGGCCAUUUUUGGGGGGAUCCCACUCUUUUACAUGGAGCUCGCGCUGGGACAGUACCACCGAAAUGGUUGCAUUUCAAUAUGGAGGAAAAUCUGCCCGAUUUUCAAAGGGAUCGGCUAUGCCAUCUGCAUCAUUGCCUUCUACAUUGCCUCCUACUACAACACCAUCAUGGCCUGGGCGCUCUACUACCUCAUCUCCUCCUUCACGGACCAACUGCCCUGGACCAGCUGCAAGAACGCCUGGAACACUGGCAACUGCACCAACUACUUCUCUGAGGACAACAUCACCUGGACACUCCAUUCCACCUCCCCUGCCGAAGAAUUUUACACGCGCCACGUCCUGCAGAUCCACCGGUCUAAGGGGCUCCAGGACCUGGGGGGCAUCAGUUGGCAGCUUGCCCUCUGCAUCAUGCUGAUCUUCACUGUUAUCUACUUCAGCAUCUGGAAAGGCGUCAAAACGUCUGGCAAGGUAGUGUGGGUGACAGCCACCUUCCCUUACAUCAUCCUUUCUGUUCUGCUGGUGAGGGGGGCCACCCUCCCUGGAGCCUGGAGGGGUGUUCUCUUCUACUUGAAACCCAACUGGCAGAAACUCCUAGAGACUGGGGUGUGGGUGGAUGCUGCUGCUCAGAUCUUCUUCUCUCUUGGUCCGGGCUUUGGAGUCCUACUGGCUUUUGCAAGCUACAACAAAUUCAACAACAACUGUUACCAAGAUGCCCUGGUGACCAGUGUGGUGAACUGCAUGACGAGUUUCAUUUCGGGAUUUGUCAUCUUCACGGUGCUGGGCUAUAUGGCUGAGAUGAGAAACGAAGAUGUGUCUGAGGUGGCCAAAGAUGCAGGCCCCAGCCUCCUCUUCAUCACAUAUGCAGAAGCUAUAGCCAACAUGCCAGCAUCCACAUUCUUUGCCAUCAUCUUCUUCCUGAUGUUAAUCACUCUGGGUCUGGACAGCACGUUUGCAGGCUUGGAGGGGGUGAUCACAGCUGUUCUGGACGAGUUUCCACACAUCUGGGCCAAGCGCCGGGAGUGGUUUGUACUCGCCGUGGUCAUUACCUGCUUCUUUGGAUCCCUGCUCACCCUGACUUUUGGAGGAGCCUAUGUGGUAAAGCUGCUGGAGGAGUAUGCCACGGGGCCCGCCGUGCUUACAGUGGCACUUAUAGAAGCAGUUGCUGUGUCUUGGUUCUAUGGCAUCACUCAGUUCUGCAGUGAUGUGAAGGAAAUGCUUGGCUUCAGUCCUGGUUGGUUUUGGAGGAUCUGCUGGGUAGCCAUCAGCCCUCUGUUUCUCCUGUUCAUCAUCUGCAGUUUUUUGAUGAGCCCGCCACAGCUCCGACUUUUCCAAUAUAAUUACCCCCCUUGGAGUGUCAUCCUGGGUUACUGUAUAGGAACUUCAUCUGUCAUCUGCGUCCCCACCUAUAUAACUUACCGGCUGAUCAUCACUCCAGGGACAUUUAAGGAGCGUAUUAUUAAAAGUAUCACUCCAGAAAUACCAACAGAAAUUCCCUGUGGGGACAUCCGUUUGAAUGCCGUGUAACAUGCUUCAGUGAGAGGAAAGGCUUCCCAACAGCCUCUUCCAGUUCUGACGAGUCACCCCUGCCUUCUCCCCUCUAAGUGAAUGAGUUUCCAGCUAAGCCUGAUGUCGGAAGGGCCUUCUCCAUAGGGACACAGUCCCAAGAGACUCUGGUGCCCAGACACUUGUGGCCGCCAACCACUUCUUUCCAUGAAACCUCCUGGACAUAUUACCAUGUUAGAUAGACUGUGCCACAGCUGAUCUGUCCUAUUUGGGGGCAUGUGAGGGUGUAUAUGGAGGUGAUGAAAACCACCCUGUCAUCAGUUAGAAUUAGGCUUAGAAUCAAAUCUGUGAAUGUCUCCUGUAUCAUUUCUUGGUAUGAUUGCUGGUAUCUGACAUCUGUUUGCUUCCAAAGGUUUCAAAAUGCAUCAACCAUGUAGGAGAAAACAGGGAUGCUGUCUUGCUAGCCAUAUAUUUUCCAAGUAGCAUAGAAUUCUAUAGCUGGAAUCUACUAGAACCCACUAACCUGUGUGCCACUGUGGAGUCAGGAAAGGAAGAUGUAAGAAACUAAACUGAAAAAUAAUA
Molecule: messenger RNA, 2573 nt
Organism: Carlito syrichta (Philippine tarsier)
Lineage: Eukaryota; Metazoa; Chordata; Mammalia; Primates; Tarsiidae
Gene: SLC6A4
Product: solute carrier family 6 member 4
Exons: 13
Coding region: 120-2012 (630 amino acids)
Biological process (GO): sodium ion transmembrane transport; serotonin uptake
Cellular component (GO): neuron projection; plasma membrane
Molecular function (GO): serotonin binding; serotonin:sodium:chloride symporter activity
Source: RefSeq, a predicted model, not a curated record